GAAAAUAGUGUAGCAUAAAGUUGUGCGAGUGUUUAUUUUUUAUUUAUUAUAACAAUAUUAUCGCAGUCGGUGUGUAUUUUCCAAAAUGUCCGAGCAAGCACAAUCGGGCCCCGUCGAUAAUGCAUGGGAAAUGAAAAUACCAGAAUUCAAGCCAGAAGAUAAUCCACAUGGACUAUUGGCCGAAAGUUCUUUCGCUACACUUUUUCCAAAAUAUAGAGAACAAUACUUGAAACAGGUAUGGCCUCUUGUUCAAAAAACUUUAUCAGACUACCACUUGAAGGGAGAAUUGGAUCUUAUUGAAGGAAGUAUGACAGUUAGGACUACAAGAAAAACCUGGGAUCCAUAUAUUAUAAUUAAAGCAAGAGACAUGAUCAAACUGUUAUCUAGAAGUGUUCCGUAUGAGCAGGCAAUUCGAGUACUUGAAGAUAAUGUUGGUUGUGAUAUUAUCAAAAUUGGAAACUUGGUUAGAAAUAAAGAGAAAUUUGUUAAGAGGCGGCAGAGAAUAAUUGGUCCGGAUGGUUGCACAUUAAAAUCGAUAGAAUUACUUACAAAUUGCUAUGUACUUGUUCAAGGAAACACUGUAUCUGCAUUAGGACCUUAUAAAGGUUUACAACAAGUUCGAAAAAUUGUUGAGGAUACUAUGAAAAAUGUUCAUCCAAUAUAUAAUAUUAAAUCUCUUAUGAUCAAAAGAGAACUGGCAAAAAAUCCAAAAUUGAAGAAUGAAAAUUGGGAAAGGUUCUUACCUAAAUUUGUCAAUAAAAAUAUUAGUAAACGUAAGAAGCCGAAGAAUAAGAAAGAAAAGAAACCAUAUAAUCCGUUCCCUCCACCACAACCUGAAACUGAAAUUGAUAGACAACUUCAAUCUGGGGAGUAUUUCUUGGAUGAAAAGACUAAAAAGGCCAAGAAACAAAAAGAAAGGGAAGAAAAACACGCAGAAGCAGCUAAGAAGAGAGAGGAAAGGAGAAAUAAGGACUUUAUUCCUCCUGAAGAGAAGGAUGCGUCCACAUCGAAGGCAGACAACAAAUCAGUACUGAAUAUUGAUGAAUUAAAAAAGAAAAUAAUGAAAGCCAAAAAAGGUGCUACAGUUUUCAAAUCAUGAACACAGAUAACUUUCACUCAUUCUAUCCAUGUAUAUAUCCCUAUAUAUUUUAUAUUUCAAUGUUUAAGAGUCUGCUGGUUAUUAAAUAUUGAACUUUAA
This is a messenger RNA of Coccinella septempunctata (seven-spotted ladybird), 1198 nucleotides long. RefSeq names its product KRR1 small subunit processome component homolog (gene dbe). Gene Ontology annotation, molecular function: RNA binding. The record is from RefSeq and is a predicted model, not a curated record. Gene Ontology annotation, cellular component: small-subunit processome; nucleolus. The transcript is spliced from 2 exons. The coding region runs from base 86 to 1099 and encodes 337 amino acids. Lineage: Eukaryota; Metazoa; Arthropoda; Insecta; Coleoptera; Coccinellidae.